GUGCUCCUCCUGUCCUUCUCGCCGAGCGUGCUUCCUGCUGUAGGGACAGCCGAGCCAUGGCAGCCCUGCUGAGACCCGCUCGCUGGCUCCUCCGUGCCAGGGCGGCCAAGAGCCUUCCGCUAUCCCUGCGACUCCUCGCGGGUGGCCCGGGCCGGCCGCACGCCGCCUUCUGUCUGCCCACCGGUCGCGCCCGGCCUGUCGCCGGAGGGCUACAGAGCCAAGUCAGGCUAUAUACUAUUGCUGCUGAGAAAAAGAACUAUCUUCAGGAGGAGCCUGCUUCUUCUCAUAAAAGGAAUGCCAGUCAGUUUGAUUGGGCUCUAAUGAGGCUAGAUAAUUCUGUCCGAAGAACUGGUCGCAUCCCUAAGACUCUUCUACAAAAAGUCUUUGAUAACACGUGCCACUCAGGUAGCCCAGGUAGUAAUCAAGCCUUGCUUCUGCUGCGCAGCUGUGGUUCUCUCUUGCCUGAACUAAAGCUAUCAGAGAGAAUGGAAUUUGCUCACAGGAUAUGGGAUGAACUUCAGAAAUUGGGUACUGUGUAUGAUAUAAGUCACUAUAAUGCAUUGCUUAAAGUCUACCUUCAAAAUGAGUAUAAAUUUUCACCAACUGACUUCUUGGCAAAAAUGGAGAAAGCGAACAUUCAACCAAAUCGAGUGACAUACCAAAGGUUGAUUGCUGCUUAUUGUAAUGAGGGAGAUAUUGAAGGUGCCAGCAAGAUACUUGGAUUUAUGAAAACUAAGGAUCUUCCCAUCACAGAGGCAGUAUUCAGUGCCCUUGUUACCGGGCACGCAAGAGCUGGAGAUAUGGAGAAUGCAGAAAAUAUUCUCACAGUGAUGAAAGAGGCCGGAAUUGAGCCUGGUCCAGAUACAUACCUAGCACUAUUGAAUGCCUAUGCCGAGAAGGGUGACAUUGACCAUGUUAAGCAGACCCUGGAGAAGGUGGAGAAGUCUGAUCAUUUCCUUAUGGACCGUGAUUUAUUGCAAAUUAUCUUCAGCUUCAGUAAAGCUGGAUAUCCUCAAUAUGUCUCAGAAAUUUUGGAAAAAAUUACAUAUGAGAGAAGAUAUAUUCCAGAUACAAUGAACCUCAUUUUGCUUUUAGUCACUGAAAAAUUGGAAGAUACAGCCUUGCAGAUUUUAUUAGCAUGUCCUGUAUCAAGGGAGGACAGUUUGAGUGACUUUGGCAGUUUCUUUUUACGACACUGUGUGACUAUGAAUACGCCUACAGAGAAGCUUAAAGACUACUGUAAGAAGUUAAAGGAAGCCCGGUUGCACAGAUCUCCUUUCCAGUUCACACUCCAGUGUGCUUUACUAGCCAAUAAAAUCGAUUUGGCAAAGUCUCUAAUGAAGGCUCUAAAGGAAGAAGGUUUUCCUAUCAGAACUCACUAUUUUUGGCCAUUGUUAGUUGGAUAUCAGAAGGAGAAAAAUGUUCAAGGUAUAGUUGAAAUCCUCAAAGGAAUGCAUGAAUUAGGAGUAACUCCUGAUCAGGAGACAUACAUAAAUUAUGUGUUUCCAUGCUUUGAUAGUAUAAAGUCAGUUCGUGCUGUUCUGCAGGAACAUGGAUGCCUACAUGAAAAUACUGUAUUUUCUCAAGCUGAAUUGAGAAGUGAAGCAGUAAAUGGGAACUUAGACUAUAUUUUAUCCUUCUUGGAAUCAAAUACAUUGCCUCUUUCAUUUACAUCAUUGAGAGGCAGCCUCAUUCUGGGCUUUAGAAGGUCUAUGGAUAUAAAUCUUUGGAGCAAGAUAACAGAACUGUUGUACAAGGAUGGACGUUAUUGCCAGGAGCCUCCAGGACCAACGGAAGCUGUUGGCUAUUUUCUUUAUAACUUGAUUGACAGCAUGAGUGACUCAGAGGUACAGGCCAAGGAGGAGCGUUUGAGACAAUACUUCCAUCAGCUGAAGGAGAUGAAUGUAAAAAUUCCUGAAAAUAUCUACAAAGGGAUUCGUAAUCUGCUGGAUAGCUACCAUGUUCCUGAAUUGAUUAAGGAUGUUAAUAAGUUGGUUGAAAGAGAGAAGACAGAUCCUCAAAAAACUGCGCAACUUACAUUAUCUGAUUUGGAGUCUAAACUUGAAAAACUAAAAUCUGAAAAUCAACCCAUAGGAGAUGUCCUAAAGCACCUCAUAUUAAUCCUUUGUUCUGAAGAGAACAUGGAAAAGGCUCUUGAAUUGAAAGCAAAAUAUGAAUCAGAUAUGGUUGUCGGUGGCUAUGCAGCUUUAAUAAAUUUGUGCUGUCGACAUGAUAAUGCAGAAGAUGCACUGAACCUGAAGCGAGAAUUUGACCGUUUAGAUUCAUCUGCUGUCCUUGACACCGGCAAGUAUUUAGGACUUGUAAAAGUAUUGGGGAAACAUGGCAAGCUCCAAGAUGCUAUUAACAUUCUAAAGGAGAUGAAAGAGAAGGAUGUUCUUAUCAAAGAUGCAACAGUCCUGUCCUUUUUCCACAUCCUAAAUGGCGCGGCUUUAAGAGGUGAAACUGAAACAGUAAAACAGUUGCACGAAGCCAUCGUGACUCUGGGGUUAGCGAAACCAUCCUCCAGCUUAAGUUCCCCAUUGGUCACCCUGUAUCUGGAAAAGGAUGACUUACCUACUGCUCUUGAAGUCACCAUUGACUGCUAUGAAAAGUAUAAAGUACUGCCACGGAUUCAUGAUGUGUUAUGUAGACUGAUAGAGAAAGGCAAGACUGAACUAAUUCAGAAAGCAAUGGACUUUGUGAGCCAAGAACAAGGUGAAAUGACGAUGCUCUAUGAUCUCUUCUUUGCCUUCCUACAAACAGGAAAUUACAAAGAGGCCAAGAAGAUCAUCGAGACUCCAGGCAUUAGGGCUCGACCUACAAGACUUCAGUGGUUUUGUGAUAGAUGUAUUGCAAGCAACCAGGUUGAAACUCUAGAAAAAUUAGUGGAGCUGACACAGAAGCUGUUUGAAUGUGAUAGAGACCAGCUGUACUACAAUCUACUAAAACUAUAUAAAGUAAAUGGUGACUGGCAAAGAGCUGAUGCUGUGUGGAAUAAAAUGCAAGAAGAAAAUAUUAUUCCUCGUGGGAAGACAUUAAGGUUAUUGGCAGAAAUCCUCAGAAACAGUAAUCAAGAGGUUCCAUUUGAUGUACCUGAGUUGUGGUACGAGGAUGAACAGCAUUCCCAGAUUUCAUCUGCCUCGCCUGAACAAGGUAACCUCCAGAAAGAGCUAUUGAAGGCCUGCCGCAAGAGGAAAAACAGAGACGCAUUUAAUAUUUUCCUGAAAGCAAAAAGGCAAAACAUUGUAUUUGACGACGAAACUUACAACACUCUGAUACACUUUCUGUUGAGUAAGGAUAAUUCUGUAGAAGCAAUGCAAGUGAAAGAUUUCGCUGAGACCCACAUCAAGGGCUUCACACUGAACGAUGCUGCCAACAGCCUCCUCAUCAUAACGCAAGUUAGGCGGGAUUAUUUGAAAGAUGCUCUGACAACGCUAAAAACAGCCUUGGAUCUGGAGCAGAUACCUUCUAGGAUAGCAGUGACUCGCCUUAUUCAGGCUUAUGCCAUGAAGGGUGAUACAGAAAGCAUUCGAGCCAUUCAGAAGUUGGUAAAUGGACUCGAAGAUUCAAUUGGACUCUCCCGUAUGGUUUUCAUCAAUAACAUUGCUUUGGCCCAAAUAAAGAACAAUGACAUAGAUGUUGCAGUAGAAAACAUUGAAAAUAUGCUUACUUCAGAGAAUCCAACCAUGGAACCUCAGUACUUUGGCUUGGCAUACUUAUUUCGAAAAGUCAUAGAGGAGCAGUUGGAACCAGCACUCGAAAAGAUAAGCAUCAUGGCAGAGAGAUUGGCCAAUCAGUUUGCAGUUUACAAACCUGUCACCGAUCUUUUCCUUCAACUUGUGGAUUCAGGCAAGGUGGAUGACGCCAGAGCUCUCCUGCAGAGAUGUGGAGCAAUUGCUGAACAAAUCCCAAUUUUCUUGGUGUUCUGUAUUAGGAAUUCUCAGAGAUCGGGAAAGGCGUCAACUAUGAAGUCUUUGUUGGAACUGAUUCCUGAAUUAAUUGACAAGGAAGAAGCUUAUACUUCCAUCAUGAAAAGCUAUGUCUUAGACAAAGAUGUCACGUCUGCUAAAGAGCUGUAUGAAAAUUUGACUGCAAAGGAUACAAAAUUGAAUGAUCUGUUUCUAAAGCGUUAUGCAGUUUUGCUGAAGAAUGCUGGAGAGUCUGUCCCUUUCACUGAACCCCCUGAAAGCUUUGAAUUUUAUGCAAAGCAGCUAAAGGAGUCAAAGGAAAACCCUUUGUGAAACAAGCCAGCACUGCUUUGUUUUGUGUGUAUUUGUGAUUCUGUGUCUAAAAUGUUAUUUUUUAAACGUAUUUGAGAGGACAUAAUAAACAAAUGAAAAGUUACUUUGUUUAUGUACUUUUAUUUAUUCAUAAUAUAUGGUAUGUUCAACAUCUUAUUGACAAUUACUAAGUGACCAGACUCUUUGGAGUUUUGUCUACGGUGUAAAACUAUGGCAUUCUUGGAGGCUUCUGGUGGACGAAGCCAUAGUUUUCAGGAUUCUUUUCCCAGUGACUUUUUAGAUCCCUUGCUCUAUUUCAUGUAUUAUUUUCAUAAAAAGGUUGUUCCUUUAGUUAAGGCUUGCUUGUCCACAUUGUUCAUCUAAAAAUUUUUAGAGCCAGACAAAAUGAUGCCCAGUGAGAUAUCUGAUGCUUAAAAUCGAUGAAAUUACAAUCCUUUACUUGUUUAAAGCCCUGUGUACUUUCCUAAUUUUGUAAAAAUGUUGGUGCCAGGAGGCAUCCCACGAGUCAUCAUCAAUCCAGACCGUCAUUUCCCGGUGAGAAGCUGAGACGCAAAGAGACUUGUCCUUGAUCAGGGCCCUCCCUCUGGACCUUUUUCCACCACGUCGGCUCCCACGAACCUCUGUUCACGGAAGUCUCCAGAGCUGCAUCUGAGUCAUGAAUUUGAUCGUGAAGCAAAGCAAUGCAUUUCCUUCAUCCUGGUUUCAGGUCUUCAUCAGCACAAGCUGCAUCCUCCACUGGGCUUGUUACCUCAUUCUCACAUCCAGUCAGUAUGUGAAUAAGCACAUGAAGGUGUGAAAUCUUGGUGUUCAUUCAGUUUUAUCAAAGUUAUUCUAAAUUGGCCUAUAUGCCUCUUAACAUCUACACUGUAGAUAGUUACUAAAAGAAUUGAAGAUGGGUAGUCAAGACAGUUUACCACCUUAAUAUGUAAUGUUGACCUAUUUGGGGGUUAUAUUAUUAAUUACUUUAUAAGUUGAAAAUGCUUUAUUUAACGUUUGCCACAUUUUGGUGUGUGUCCUUGUUCAUUUGAAAUUGGUGAUGAGCUACUGUUUUGGUCCCCACCAUUUACAUGAAGGGAGACUUUGCCUUGGUGGGAGUUAGCCAUCCUCACCAUGUUUAUGCUGCUAACCUGUGUCUUAUGGGACCUGCCAUCCUGCAUCUUGAGCCUGCAGAUGGCAUGAGUGGGAGGACUCAUGGAGGGAAACCAAGAAAUAGAUGUCAUCGUGGCAUUAGCCGUGCUUUUCUUCAUCGCUGUUUUGUAGCGUUAGACCUAAGGCAUCAGGUUUGGCCAAUGCCUAGAGGACCAGCCUAGAGGACCUCAUACAGGUUUGCCCACUUCUCAGUCGCAGACCUGCACAGGCUGUAGUUUUGAUACCACAUGUUUGCCAUAAGCCUCACUCCACUGACGAUUCCGCUGAAGCAGGCCUUGUAUUUUGUAGUCAUGCCAACCAUAUGGUAGUUGAGCUAAAUUUUAUUGACCGUCAUUGCAACAGGUCUCUUAAGAUGAGGCGCAGCCUUGGGGCAUAAUUUGAACUUCCUGGUCCUCUUUAAGAAAAGUAUAAUCUCGAGAGCUGUUUCUUGGGGUUACCUGAGAUGCUGUCUCCUGGGCUUAAGUCCUAAUUUCACCCCAAGUAAAAUUUAACUCUUAAAAAAAAAAAAGUACAAUCUCAAUUGCAUGACGUAUUACAAGCCAGCCUUGCUUUUGGACUCUAGUAAAAUGUGGGUCUCAUAUAGAAGAAACAGAUAUAGAUCCUUUGAUGAGCUUUCUCUAAUGCUUAGUGCUCUAUAAGAUAAUUCUAGCAUUCUGAACAGCAGGUUGGACCAUUGAAUAUAUGACCUGAAUUAAAUAACUAUCAAGUCAUAUCUGUAGCACUAUUGGCUUCCCCAUUUGAACGCAGAUAUUUAAAAUAGUCAUUAUAUGUUCUAGGUGGGCCAAUGAACAUUUUCUAAAUAAUAGCGAAGUUGAAAUAAACAAAUAUAGAGUUAACGCAAUAAUAGCACUCAGUGAUACCUUCUAGGCUCAAAUUAUAAGCAAACAGCUAAUUCUAAAAAGUAACUGUCAUUAUAAACUUUGGGAAAGUAUAGUGUUUUAUAUGUAACUGUAUGUUUGUGUAUUUGAACCUAAUGUAAUUUUAAUGUGAAAUGCUUUGAAUAAAUCCUAUUCCAGAAAG
Sus scrofa (pig) is the source of this 6410-nucleotide messenger RNA. RefSeq names its product leucine rich pentatricopeptide repeat containing (gene LRPPRC). Gene Ontology annotation, biological process: regulation of mitochondrial translation. Gene Ontology annotation, cellular component: nucleus; mitochondrion. NCBI's taxonomy places the organism in Eukaryota, Metazoa, Chordata, Mammalia, Artiodactyla, Suidae. Gene Ontology annotation, molecular function: protein binding; mRNA 3'-UTR binding. The record is from RefSeq and is a predicted model, not a curated record.